AAAAGGGCGGGUAUCGCAGAUGGAGAAUCUUACAACGUAAAAAAUGAAACUUGGCCAGUACCUUCCUGUCUGGCCAAGUUUCAUUGUGUUGAGCUGUUCAUUUCUAGGCUUUUAGGAAGGUAUUCCAAAAUGAGAUUUAAAGUAGGAUUUUUCUUACGGGGUUUAUUUGUCAUUGUUACGUUUCUCGUAUUAGCGGUGUUGUGGUCUUCAUUAACCAAAUUGAGCGCAGGGAAUCACUUUGGAGAAAGGGUAGAUGCAUUACUGCCCCAAGAAGACCCAGUAUACCAUUUUAAGCCUGUAAUACCUUGGCCACAUGUGGAAGGUAUUGAAGUUGACCUCAACUCAACCAUACUGAAGCAUGCAUGGGGCAACCAUGUGCAGACUCCCAAGGUGCAUCCAAAUGAGAAGCAGGCCAUCCACCAACAGUAUGCAACGUUUCGACCCAACGUCCACUAUUACAAUGCCCCCAUCCUCAAGAAAGGAGUUCUCGGAAACUUUGAACCCAAAGCACCUGAGCCUCUAGGUUUUCCGGGUGGCCUAGGAGAAGGAGCUAAGCUAUUUGUUCUGGGCCCAGAAUACAAAGAAGCCAUCCAUGCAUCCAUCAAAGAGUUUGGCUUCAACAUGGUUGCGAGUGAUAUGAUAUCAUUGGACAGGACCAUUCGAGAUAUACGUCAUGAAGAGUGCAAGUACUGGCAUUAUGAUGAAAGACUCCUGACCUCCAGUGUGGUGAUAGUCUUCCAUAAUGAAGGCUGGUCUACCUUAAUGAGAACCAUCCACAGUGUCAUCAAGAGGACUCCCAGGAAAUACUUAGCUGAAAUUGUCAUGAUAGAUGACUUCAGCAAUAAAGUCCAUUUGAAGGAACGUUUGGAGAUCUACGUUAAGCAGUGGAAUGGUCUGGUGAAACUUUUCAGAAAUGAGAAGAGAGAAGGCCUCAUCCAGGCACGAAGUAUUGGAGCAAAGAAGGCGACAAAGGGACAGGUGCUAAUAUACUUGGAUGCUCACUGUGAGGUUGGGAUCAACUGGUAUGCUCCAUUGGUUGCUCCAAUUUCAGAGGACAGGACGGUGUGUACUGUUCCUUUGAUUGACGCUAUCCAUGGGGAGAUGUUCACCAUUGAGCCCCAGGGUGGAGGAGAUGAAGACGGCUUUGCUAGAGGAGCCUGGGAUUGGAGCAUGCUGUGGAAGAGAGUUCCUCUGAACGACAGGGAAAAGAAAAUGAGAAAAACACGGACAGAGCCAUAUAGGUCUCCAGCCAUGGCAGGGGGUCUAUUUGCUAUAGAGCGUGACUACUUCUUUGAACUGGGCCUAUAUGAUCCUGGAUUGCAGAUAUGGGGAGGAGAAAAUUUUGAAAUAUCAUACAAGAUAUGGCAGUGUGGUGGCAAACUGCUCUUUGUCCCGUGCUCUCGUGUUGGGCAUAUAUACAGACUUAAAGGUUGGCAAGGCAAUCCUCCCCCUGCACAUGUUGGUUCCUCACCUACGCUGAAGAAUUAUGUUCGUGUAGUGGAAGUAUGGUGGGAUGAAUACAAGGACUACUUCUACGCCAGUCGUCCUGAAACACUAACCCUUGCCUAUGGAGACAUAAGCAAGCUGAAACAAUUCAGGCAAGAACAUCGUUGCAAGAGCUUCAAAUGGUUCAUGGAGGAAAUAGCUUAUGACAUCCCAUUACACUAUCCCCUGCCUGCAAAAAAUAUUGAAUGGGGAGAGAUUCGUGGCUUUGAGACGGGUUACUGUAUUGACAGUAUGGGACAUACAAAUGGAGGCAAUAUUGAAACUGGACCAUGCCACAGAAUGGGCGGCAAUCAGCUGUUCCGAAUCAAUGAAGCCAACCAGCUGAUGCAGUAUGACCAGUGUCUGACCAGAGGAGGUGAUAAUUCAGCUGUCAUUAUCACUCAUUGUGACCAGAACCAAUACACUGAAUGGAGGUAUUUCAAGGAUCUCCAUCGCUUCACUCAUGUACCAACAGGCAAAUGUUUAGAUCGCUCAGACUUGCUCCACAAAGUGUUCAUAUCAAACUGUGACACCAGUAAAACGACUCAAAGGUGGGAAAUAAACAACAUCAUGGCUGUAUAAAGACUGCUCAACUCAUGGACUACACUGAAGGACAUAGAUAAGCACCAAUUAUAGAAUGCAUUCAUGCAUGCUUUGACUGGGAUGUGGUCGUUUAGAUCUGAGCCUUUUGUGUGUCAAAAAAUAUGGCAUCUCCUCCUCACUACCGCUAGAAAAAAAGUAAUUCUGGGUGAUUGAUAAAGGUUACAGGUUAAGAAUAUUUACCAGCCUGUUAUGUGCUUGAAAUGCCUUUCCUUUGACUGUUAUAUGCUACUGUGUGGCACUGGGUCUCGCAUAAAAUGAUUAGUUUUCUUUGUUUUGUUUUUAAUAAAAGAACAAUUGCACUUUUUAUCUUAUUUUUGGCCCAUAACUUGACUCUUUAUAAGUGGAAGAAGAUGGAUGGACAACCUUUUACCGUCAUUUUCGGACUAUAAGUCGCGUUUUUUUUCAUAGUUUGGGUGGGGGGGGGCGACUUAUACUCAGGAGCGACUUAUAUAUGUUUUUUUUCACACAUUUUCACUUGAUCAUUAACACAUCACUUACUUACAAGUAUAGUUGACCACUUCACAUGUUAUUUUUAGUAUAGUUGAUCACUUCACAUGCUUUGAUAUCUUUAUCUUGAACAUAUUAAAAACAUGAAAAAUAGAGAGAAAAAAUCAAAUAAAGUAAUUAACACUUUAAAGCGCCAUAUCCUCUGGACAUGUCCUCUGUCACCAGCAUGACAUAAAGAAAGAGAAAUUUGAUCGAUGGAUUUAAUGAUUUGGAGUGACACAAAUGGUUUGAUAAUAUUGUUGUUUAUGUCAAAGUUAUUUAAAAUAUAGUUUAUAUAUCGUUGUAUGGGCCUGUGGAAUAAUUUGAACUGCGGCGCGGCACACGGCAUUGUUGACAAAGGAGGAUCGGUGGAUUUAAUGAAUUGGAGUGACACAGAUGGUUUUAUAAACGUGUGAUUUAUGUAAUAGUUUUUUAAACAACUGAAUGUUACGUCAGGCCCGUUCUCAGCUCCUCGUUUGUGUUUGUCACGUUAGCAUACCGUAUCGUUUAGCCUGUUGUUGCUCGUUCAUGUCUGUUCUUGGUUUUGGAUUUUAUCGAAUGAUUUGCCCCCCAAAAUGCGACAUACUCCGGAGCGACUUAUAUAUGUUUUUUUUUCACAUUUUUGGGCAUUUUAUGGCUGGUGUGACUUAUACUCCGGUGCGACUAAUAGUCCGAAAAUUACGGUACUCCUCAAAAUUGCAUAAUCAGUAAAGUAUCACUUUAAUGGGAUAAACAUACUGAGAGGAUGCCAAUUUUGAGCCAUUUCCUUCCUAUGAAAUCAAAUUUAGCAAAAGCCUGAAUUUCUAACGCCUCUGAUAACAUUUAAGCAAUUAUUUUAAGAUGGUGUUUGUUUUGAAAGUAACUUUUUUUUCCAUCCAUGAUCUGCUAGAAAAAUUGCUUGUGGUGACCAGUCAUAAAUAUUAAAAGAUUUCAAUAAUCUAA
Messenger RNA from Syngnathus typhle (broad-nosed pipefish), 3516 nucleotides. Its product is annotated as N-acetylgalactosaminyltransferase 7-like. The transcript is spliced from 15 exons. Bases 130 to 2067 code for a protein of 645 amino acids. The record is from RefSeq and is a predicted model, not a curated record. Gene Ontology annotation, cellular component: Golgi apparatus. Lineage: Eukaryota; Metazoa; Chordata; Actinopteri; Syngnathiformes; Syngnathidae.